GGCGGCAGCGGUGGCCAUGGCUGGCGCUCUGGCAGGUCUGGCCGCGGGCUUGCAGGGCCAGCGGGUCGUCCCCUGCCCGGACUCGGACUCCGACACAGACUCGGAGGACCCGAGUAUCCGGCGCAGCGCGAGCGGGCUGCCCCGCUCGCAGGUCAUCCACAGCGGUCACUUCAUGGUGUCGUCGCCGCACAGCGACUCGCUGACCCGGCGGCGCGACCAGGAGGGGCCCGUAGGGCUCGCCGACUUCGACCCGCGCAGCAUCGACCCCACACUCACCCGCCUCUUCGAGUGCAUGAGCCUGGCCUACAGUGGCAAGCUGGUCUCCCCCAAGUGGAAGAAUUUCAAAGGCCUGAAGCUGCUCUGCCGCGACAAGAUCCGUCUCAACAACGCCAUCUGGAGGGCCUGGUAUAUCCAGUAUGUGGAGCGGAGGAAGAGCCCCGUGUGUGGCUUCGUGACCCCCCUGCAGGGGCCUGAGGCUGACGAGCACCGGAAACCAAAGGCCGUGGUCCUGGAGGGGAAUUACUGGAAGCGGCGCAUCGAGGUGGUGAUGCGCGAGUACCACAAGUGGCGCAUCUACUACAAGAAGCGGCUCCGUAAGUCCAGCAGAGAAGGGGAUCUCCUGGCCCCAAAGCAGGCGGAAGGUGGGUGGCAGUCACCGGAGCGAUGGUGCGAGCAGCUCUUCUCCAGCGUGGUGCCCGUGCUACUGGGGGGCCCAGAGGAGGAGCCCGGCGGGCGGCAGCUUCUGGACCUCGAUUGCUUUUUGUCCGACAUCUCCGACACACUCUUCACCAUGACUCAGCCCAGCCCCAAGCCCCUGCAGCUGCCCCCCGAGGACGCCUACGUUGGCAAUGCUGAUAUGAUCCAGCCGGACCUGACACCUCUACAGCCCAGCCUGGAUGACUUCAUGGAGAUCUCAGAUUUCUUCACCAGCUACCGCCCCCCACAGACGCCCAUGCCUUCGAACUUCCCAGAGCCCCCCAGCUUCAGCCCCGUGGCCACCUCCUCCUUCAGCAGUGGGAUCCUGGGCUCAGAGGUGCCCCCUGCCUCCUCGGGCAUGACCCACCUCUCGGGGCAUAACCUGCUGCAGUGCUCAGUCCAGCGCUCAGCCAAGGCAGGAGGCUGCCCGGGUGGCCACAAAGGCCAGCUUUCUCCCCUGCUCUCUAUCUGUCCUCCCACCCAGGCUCGGAGCAGCUGCCCUGGCCCCCUGGAUUCCGGUGCCUUCCUGAGCUCUGAUUUCCUCCUUCCUGAAGACCCCAAGCCCAAGCUCCCACCGCCUCCCACACCCCCACGGCUCCUCCAAUACCCUGUCCCUGCCAAGGGGCCUGGCCUGGAGCCCCGUCCCCCACCCCACUUCCCUCCCAUGGCUCCGCCCCCUGCUGUGCUGCAGGAAGAGUCUCUCUUCUCUCCCAGAUUCUCCUUCCCUACUGUCCCUCCUGCCCCGGGAGUGUCCCCACUACCUGCUCCCACUGCCUUCCCACCCACCCCACAGCCUGGCCCAGGCCCUGCCCCCUCCUCCUUCCCCCUUCUCCCUUCCGGGUAUCCGGAGCCCCCAUUUGGGCCUCACUUCACAGUGUCCCACAGACUGCGGCCCAGAGGCAAGCCCCCCACCCCAUCCCCUAGGGGGCAGAGGCCCAGCCCCUGCACCUUGGCCCCUGCUGCUGCCAGCCCCGCUGCCACUGCUGGGGGCAACAACCCCUGCCUCACCCAGCUGCUCACAGCAGCCAAGCCUGAGCAAGCCCUGGAACCACCACUUGUGUCUGGCACGCUCCUCCGGCCCCCAGGGUCCCCGGUAAGAUGGCAGGCACUGGGAGGUGGGGGUGAGCCCCGGGGCUUCACUCCAACUCUCCGCCCUUCUCCACUCCAGCAGGAGACGGUCCCUGAGUUCCCCUGCACCUUCUUUCCCCCAAACCCGGCCCCCACACCGCCCCGGCCACCUCCCGGCCCAGCCACACUGGCCCCUCCCAGGGCCCUGAUUGUCCCCAAAGUGGAGCGGCUCUCACCCCCAGCACCCAGCGGAGGUGAGCGGCGGCUGUCUGGGGAACUCAGCUCCAUGCCAGACCCGGGGACCCUGGGCGUCCGCGUCUCUCCCCCUCAGCCCAUCCUAAGCCGGGGCCGUCCAGACAGCACCAAGACUGAGAACCGACGCAUCACACACAUCUCUGCGGAGCAGAAGCGGCGCUUCAAUAUCAAGCUGGGCUUCGACACCCUGCACGGGCUGGUGAGCACACUCAGCGCCCAGCCCAGCCUCAAGAUGAGCAAAGCCACCACGCUGCAGAAGACGGCCGAGUACAUCGCCAUGCUGCAGCAGGAGCGGGCGGCCAUGCAGGAGGAGGCCCAGCAGCUGCGGGACCAGAUCGAGGAGCUCAACGCUGCCAUUAACCUGUGCCAGCAGCAGCUGCCUGCUACCGGGGUGCCCAUCACACACCAGCGUUUCGACCAGAUGCGAGAUAUGUUUGACGACUACGUCCGGACCCGCACCCUGCACAACUGGAAGUUCUGGGUGUUCAGCAUCCUCAUCCGGCCUCUGUUUGAGUCCUUCAAUGGGAUGGUGUCCACGGCAAGCUUGCAGAGCCUCCGCCAGACCUCGCUGGCCUGGCUAGACCAGUACUGCUCCCUGCCUGCUCUCCGACCAACUGUCCUAAACUCCCUACGCCAGCUGAGCACAUCUACCAGCAUCCUGACGGACCCAGGCUGUAUACCCGAGCAAGCCGCACGGGCAGUCACAGAGGGCACCCUCGGCAACCCUUUAUAGUGCUGGCCAGACCCUGCCACUCACUCAGCCACCCUGGGGCUGCUUUCCCUGGGCAUGGGCUCCAGGGACAACUUCUGGGCACUCCCUCCUGCCCCAGGCCUUGGCUUUCUCCUUUCCCAAGGGUCGAGCAGGGCCCAAGUCUCUUCCAACCUCCUGGAAGCUGGGAAGAACUGAGUUCCAGUCCCUGCUCUGCUAGUGACUAACACUGUGACCUAAGGGACUCAUACUCCCUCUUUGGACCUCCGUUUUCCAGUCUGCAAAAUGGGGAUGGGGAAGCUUCAACCAGAAGAUGAUCUUGAGGCCUUAGCAGCUGUGACACCUGGAGGCCUAAAUUCGCAACUCUGGGAGCUUGAAGGAGGGAAGCAGACAAUCCUGUUUCCCUGUCACUUCCCCCUGCUCCCCCACAGGUGGAGCACAGGCCCCUGUUUCUGAGCAGACAAGCAGAUGAGGAGGUUCCCUCUCUCUGUGCCUUCACUGGUAGCCUGGAGGGGCUGCAGGAUGGUGUCCGUGGGUGAGGCCAGGGAGGUCUGAGCCCAGGAGAGACCCAGGCAGGGGGUGGCCAAACCAGGGCAGGCAUCUUGUGUGUGUGGGUAUGUGUGUGUGGAUUUUGUAAAGAAUUUUUAACCAAUAAAAACAAAAACUG
Ceratotherium simum simum (southern white rhinoceros) is the source of this 3395-nucleotide messenger RNA. NCBI's taxonomy places the organism in Eukaryota, Metazoa, Chordata, Mammalia, Perissodactyla, Rhinocerotidae. The record is from RefSeq and is a predicted model, not a curated record.